Messenger RNA from Cercopithifilaria johnstoni, 1222 nucleotides. The record is from the annotation of a GenBank genome assembly. Lineage: Eukaryota; Metazoa; Nematoda; Chromadorea; Rhabditida; Onchocercidae.
UUGUUUAUUUUUUUUUUUGUUGUAUUAUUAUUAUUGUUUUAUCCUUUUUUAUUUUUUUUUUUUUUUAUGAGUUUUGUGUUUUUGGGGAUUUUUGAUUAUUCUUCACAUUUGCCAGAAAUUUUUUUUGAUUCUUUUAAUUUUGUUUUUUUAUCUUUUAUAAGGGUGUUUGUUUUGGGGUUUAUUUGUGUUUCUGAAAUUUUAAGUGGGUUGGUUUUUUAUGGUUGCUUGAUUGUUUUUUUUAGUGUUUGUUUUUUUUAUUCUAGAAGGGUCUUAAUACUUUAUGUAUUUUAUGAAUUGACUAUAAUUCCUGUUUUAUUUUGUUUAUUAGGUUAUGGUCGGCAGGUUGAAAAAAUUAGUGCUUGUUAUUAUUUAAUUUUUUAUACUUUAUUUUUUGGUAUGCCUUAUUUGUUUUUAUAUAGUCAUGUUUUUUGGAUAUUAAAUUUUGUUUAUUAUGAUUUAUUUAUUUGUUAUGAGUUUAUUUUUUUAUUGAGUUUGUGUUUCUUAGUUAAAUUUCCUAUUUAUUUUAUUCAUAUAUGGUUGCCGAAGGCUCAUGUGGAGGCGUCAACUAGUACUAGUAUAAUUUUGGCCGGUGUUAUGUUGAAGUUAGGGGGUUGUGGUGUUUAUCGAAUUAUGAAGUCUUUGAGUUUUUUUGGUUUUGAAUUUUUGAUUUUUUUUUCUUUGAUUAGAAUGGUUUUUUGUUCUUUUAUUUGUAUAAUACAAAGUGAUUGUAAAUCAUUAGCUGCUUAUUCUUCAAUUUGUCAUAUAGGAUUUGUAUUAUUGUCUGAACUUAGUAUGGUUUAUUAUGGUAAAUCUAUGGCGUUGGUUAUAAUGUUAGCUCAUGGCUAUACUUCUGUUUUAAUGUUUUAUUUUAUUGGGGAAUUUUAUCAUGUUGCUAAUAGUCGUUUGAUUUAUUAUUUGCGUGGAUAUUUUAAUAUUAGUAGUUUAUUUUGUUUAAUGUUUUGUUUAACGAUGUUAUCUAAUUUUAGGUUUCCUGUAUCUAUUACUUUUUUUUCUGAGUAUUUUAUAUUAAAUUGAUAUGUUUCUGUUUUUUUUGUUGGUAUUUUUUUUUUAUUUGUUUAUUAUUUAAUUUCAUUUUAUUAUUCUGUCUAUAUAUUAGUUGGUUUUAUAGUGGGGAAUAGAUUAAGCUAUGUUUUUGAAAGUCGAAGAGUUAUUUGUUUACCUUUGAUUUUUAUAAUAUAUAAUUUUUUUUGAUUUAUGUUUA